This is a messenger RNA of Cherax quadricarinatus, 1928 nucleotides long. NCBI's taxonomy places the organism in Eukaryota, Metazoa, Arthropoda, Malacostraca, Decapoda, Parastacidae. The record is from RefSeq and is a predicted model, not a curated record.
UACCGUGACAGGGACAGGUCUGGUGGGGCACCACAGCUCAACUACAGAGAGAAAGAGAAGGACAUCCUGGACGAACUCUUCCAAAAGAGCCACUAUGACAAGAGGAUCAGACCCUCUGGUGUGAACGGUACAGCUGACGAGCCAACCAUUGUUAUGAUCAAUAUGAUGUUCCGGAGUAUACAGACUAUUGAUGAUGUGAAGAUGGAGUACAGCGUCCAGCUGACCUUCAGAGAGGAGUGGGUAGAUGAACGCCUCAUCUUUGAUGACCUUGGAGGUCGUAUCAAGUACCUGACUCUGACAGAAACCAACAAGGUGUGGAUGCCUGACCUGUUCUUCAAGAACGAGAAGCUUGGUCACUUCCACGACAUUAUUCUUCCCAAUGUUUACCUGCGCAUCUUUCCCAGUGGCGGCGUCCUCUACAGCAUCAGAAUUUCAUUAACGCUCUCAUGUCCAAUGAACCUUCAGCUAUACCCUCUAGACACUCAAACGUGUGAGCUUCUUUUGGCCAGUUACGGGUGGACGACGGAGGACCUGGUGUUCCUGUGGCGUGAGGGUGACCCCGUGCAGAUUACACAGAACCUGCACCUGCCACGCUUCACACUGGAGAAAUUCCUCACGGAAUACUGCAACAGCAAGACCAACACAGGAGCCUAUUCCUGCCUGAAGGUGGACUUGCUGUUUAAGCGGGAGUUUUCUUACUACCUGCUGACCAUCUACAUCCCCUGCUGCAUGCUAGUCAUCGUCUCUUGGGUGUCUUUCUGGCUCGACCAGAAUGCUGUACCUGCCCGAGUCUCCCUGGGCGUCACUACCCUCCUCACCAUGGCUACCCAGACGUCAGGCAUCAACCAGUCCCUCCCCCCAGUGUCCUACACCAAGGCCAUCGACGUGUGGACCGGGGUGUGCCUCACCUUCGUCUUCGGGGCAUUGCUGGAGUUUGCGCUGGUCAACUACGCCUCCAGAUCAGACAUCCACCGCGAACAGAUCAAGAAGCAGCGUAGACAGUGGGAACUGGAGCACCAGGCCGCCCUCGAAGCUGAGCACCUAGACUCAGACGGUCCAACUACCUUCGCCAUGAAGCCUCUGAUGCGGCCACAUGGGGACGGUCUCUCCCUGGACAAGGCGCGGCAGUGUGAGAUCCACAUGCAUCCCCAGCCUCCGCGACGAUGCUGCGGCUCCUGGCUCUCCAAGUUUCCCAGCAGGAGCAAAAGGAUCGAUGUCAUCUCCAGGAUCACCUUCCCGCUCGUCUUCGCUCUCUUCAAUGUCGUCUACUGGAGCACCUACCUUUUCAGGGAGGAAGAAGAGGCCCCGCCGCAGCCCUAGGCAAACCAAAGCCAAGAGGAAGCACCCACUAUUCCCCCGGGCAUUAAAGAGGAGGCUGGAAACCUCUCGGUGCACUUAAGUGUGUGCGUGUGUGUGUAUAUAUGUGUGUUCGAGGAAAGCAUCUAGCACUUUCUCAAGCAUGAAGGAAUUCACUUUACAAGAUACGUCCGAGUGUUUGUGUCCGAGAGAGAAACAACAAAAAACUACUUCCGAAGACUAAAAGAAGACUUAAGGUCAUUCAAGACAUUGUUUGUCCUCUUGCCCGAUUCGGGAAUUCGUGGGAAGCCUCUAGUAGCAAAGGGGAAGCCAGCCUGUCAAACGCUCAUACGCAAUACUUAUAAAAAUGUGUAGAUGACUAUCAAAAUAGCUUUUAAUGUUUUUGAACAAGGGCAGAAAUAUUUGUCCUUUUCCUUUAUACAGAGUUGGCCCUCUUUUGAUAAUUUCACAAUGGAUACGGAGAGAAAAUGUGUGAUUUUCAUACUGAAUAAAAGCCAGAACAGACGAGAAUCAAAAAGUUGUCAUGGGAGAAUGAAUGAAACAAUGGUUUCGUGGGUAGUGAUUUUACCACUUACUAAAAUGAAUUAUAAAAUUAAAUAAAAAUAUUAUUG